Schistocerca nitens (vagrant locust) is the source of this 5422-nucleotide messenger RNA. Its product is annotated as zinc finger CCCH domain-containing protein 18-like. Gene Ontology annotation, molecular function: metal ion binding. The coding region runs from base 518 to 4798 and encodes 1426 amino acids. The record is from RefSeq and is a predicted model, not a curated record. NCBI's taxonomy places the organism in Eukaryota, Metazoa, Arthropoda, Insecta, Orthoptera, Acrididae. The transcript is spliced from 14 exons.
AAGUGAUCGACCAAUGGAUUAGCUUGUAAGGGAAGCCAAUGUCUCAUGGUUUUGCUGGACUCUUAAGAUGUUAACAUAAAUUGAGACUGGCUUCUCUUUUCUAAUUGUUUUGAAGUUGAGAAAAUACACAAGAUUAUUUUGAUUGUGUCUACGUGUUGUAGGACAAGGUAAGGUCAGUUAAAAGUUCACAACUUGAACGUAGAAGGAAAGUGCACUCACGCCGGGGUGUUUUUUUAGACGAGUGAAAAAAAAGAGGGCAUGUUUUAUAAUGUAAUAGUAUUAUUUUCAGAAAUGUGAAGACUACAGUUUUGUUAAUUUUGUGUUGUGUUGAAAGUUUACUCGUAACUUCGACAAGUGUAGUAAUCGGUACAACGAAAGUUGCGAAAAUGGUAAACUACGAAGACAGUAGGAAACUUUAUAGUGUUUCCUCAUUUUCAUUGUGGAAUGCUGGUAAUCGCAGUGUACCAGCUCAGUAUGGAGCGUUUGCUUCUGUAAACAGAACUGGCAUUAAUCCAUCAUGGACUCUGAUAGUUCAUUGGAUGGUGAAGUUGAAACUAAAAACGAGGUAGAAAAUAAAUUCAGGAGGUCUGUAGACAGAGAAGAGAAUGAUUAUACACAGGAUGGAAGUGAAGAAGACAGUGAUGACAACUCGGAAAGUGAAGAUUUAAACAGCAGCAAGUCACCACCAAAGUCACCACAAGAACAUUGCGAGAUAUCUCCAAAAUCUCCUGCUUCCUAUCAUAGUAAGUCACCAUCAGGGCUAGACAGGCAUGAUCUAUCUCCAAAAUCAAUGGUAUGCCUUUCUAUCAAGUCACCUCCACAAGAUGAUGUACAGGAGCAGUCAGAUAGGUCACCAUACUCUACCCCAGUACAGUCUCCACCAGAUGCUGAUAGAGGUGAAAUGUCACCACAGUCUCACAGAUCCACCAAUUCAGAAUCUCUGCCACCAACUGGACAACAAUCACCACCUUCUGGGAGGUCUAGCACAGUAGCAUCCCCACCUUGUCCCAGUAGACAUGGUGACUCUCCCAAAUCUGAUGAUUUACAUUGUGACUCACCUAAAUCUGAUGACGUACAAAGUGAUUCUCCUAAAUCUGAUGAUGUACAAAGUGAUUAUUCUAAAUCUGAUGAUGUACAUGGUGACUCUCCGAAGUCUGAUUAUGUAUGUGGUGACUCUCCGAAGUCUGAUUAUGUAUGUGGUGACUCUCCUAAGUCUGAUUAUGUACGUGGUGACUCCCCUAAAUCUGAAGAUGUACGUGGUGACUCUCCUAAAUCUGAAGAUGUACGUGGUGACUCCCCUAAAUCUGAAGAUGUAUGUGGUGACUCCCCUAAAUCUGAUUAUGUACGUGGUGACUCUCCUAAAUCUGAAGAUGCAGAAGAUGUACGUGGUGACUCCUCUAAAUCUAAUUAUGUACGUGGUGACUCCCCGAAAUCUGAUUAUGUACGUGGUGACUCCCCUAAAUCUGAUUAUGUACGUGGUGACUCCCCUAAAUCUGAUUAUGUACGUGGUGACUCCCCUAAAUCUGAUUAUGUACGUGGUGACUCCCCUAAAUCUGAUUAUGUACGUGGUGACUCCCCUAAAUCUGAUUAUGUACGUGGUGACUCCCCUAAAUCUGAUUAUGUACGUGGUGACUCCCCUAAAUCUGAUUAUGUGCGUGGUGACUCCCCUAAAUCUGAUUAUGUGCAUGGUGACUCCCCUAAAUCUGAUUAUGUGCAUGGUGAUUCCCCUAAAUCUGAUUAUGUACAUGGUGACUCUCCUAAAUCUGAUGAUGUACGUGGUGGCUCUCCUAAAUCUGAUGACGUACGUGGUGGCUCUCCUAAAUCUGAUGAUGUACGUGGUAGCUCUCCUAAAUCUGAUUAUGUACGUGGUGACUCUCCUAAAUCUGAUGCUUUACAUGGAGACUCUUCCAAACCCACCAAUGUACCUACUGACUCUCCUACACCCCUCAGUGUACAUGGUGGCUCUCCUAAAUCCCUCGAUGUACACGGUGACUCUCCUAAAUCUUGCAACGUGCACAAUGACUCUCCUAAAUCCAGUGACGUACAUGGUGACUCCCCUAAAUUGGGCAAUGUACAUGGUGACUUUCGGAAAUCUGAUGAUGAAGAUGUUGACGAUGAUGAUGAUGGGGAACUUUCGGACUCGAGUCAGAGUGGCAGAUCUAGCAGACAGAGUGAUGUAUCUUCUGUAAAAUCUAAGAGAAGUGAACAAAAUGGUAUUGUUGUGAAUGCUGUUGAAAUUGUAAAUAAAGAAGAAACUCUGAAUGUCAAUCAGAAACAGGAGAAAAAUGAGAUGGAAACUGAAAGUACAGUUAAAAAAGAUGGUAUUCCUGGUCAUGGCGAAGAUUUAUCUGAUGUUUCAGAUUUAGAUAGUAAUGAUGGUAAUGAUAGUUUGGAUGCAAUAUCUGAAGAAGACCGCCAGAAAAGAAAGAAUGAAGAGAACAAAAAAGUUGAGGAUGGAAAAGUAAGGAAAGACUCUUCUGCCGUGGAGGAAAUGGAACAGUUAGAUUUUGAAGCUGAAGAACAGCAGGAAAAGGAAGACAGAGAAGAAGGUGAAUGUGAAGAGAAGAAGGAUGAGAAGAGUGAUGAUGAAGGUGAAUUGAAGGGUGAUGAUUUAGAAGAAGGAGAACUAACUGACGAUGAUGAAAAUCGGCCCGAGGAAACAGAGCCACGACCAGUUUGUCGAUUUUACAACCGUGGACAAUGCACUUGGGGCUCUAAUUGCAGAUUUCUGCAUCCCGGUGUGACUGACAAAGGAAAUUACACAAUGUUUGAUAUGGUGAGGCCUCUUGUGCCGAUGAAUGGUCCACCAGUAUACCCAGUGAUGGACUACAGGCCAUAUGAGAGAGUACCUAUGGGUGCUCCUUACGCAGGACCUCGGAAAGAUGACCCACCAGUUUUUGAGUCAGCUUGGGAAAGAGGCUUGCGGCAGGCUAAAGAGAUGAUGCGGAAGUCCACGAAGCGCAAGGAAACAGAUAUGGAUUUUGAAGAGAAGAAGAUGAAUCUUAGUCUCGGCCAAGAAGAAUUGGAUAAGGAGAAUGAUUACUACACACGUCCAGCUAGUCCAAUACUGAGAGACGACGCAGAUCGGUGGGGAGGUUAUAUGUAUGACAGCAUGAGACCGGAUGCAGAGACAAAGUACCGCCCACACGUCCGAGAGAGCAGCAUAUUGGCAGACCGAUUCGAAGAUGUGCCAGAGUCUCCAUACUACCACAGCUCCCGAGGAGGCAGCGACUAUUGGCGGCGUGUUCACUACGAACCUGGAGAGUCACGUGCUCUUCGUGUGGAAGCUGAGUAUAGCAGAAGUGAACGGUCAAGCAAGUACCACCAGCGUUCCAGUGGGCCUUCCUCAGACUAUUAUGACAAAUAUGAUAAGAAAAGUAGUUCUAGUAGCAGUCGUCAGAAACCACCAUCUUCACGAGAAGUCAUUGUGGAGCGUGCAGAGAAAGCUUGGCGGGAUGACAGGUAUGCAGAAAUAACUGUUCCAAGCCACAGAGGCCGGGGAGAUGAGUGGGCUGAUCCAUGGAUGCGUUCAAAGUCACCAUCCAGUAGAAAAACAGGAUCAUCAAACAAAUGGCCCACUCGGCGUCCUUCUUAUUCAUCAGCAUCCUCAUACUCUUCGUCUAGUUCGAGUCGAAGUUCCAGUCAUUCCAGCUACAGUUCUUACAGUCGCGAUUCACGGUCCGGGUCCCGUUCGAAGUCCAAGUCCGUGUCGCGGUCCAGGUCCCGCUCCAGAUCUCGCACACCUCAUUCCCGAUCUAGCUCGAGGACACCCCUGUCCCGUGCACGGAGGAAAGCCAAUCGACCUCUCGUUCCUACUGCACGCACCACAACUGCGGCCGCUGCAGCUGCAGCCGCUGCUGCUGCUGCUACUGCUGCUGCAUCUGCCAACAGUGAUGCACCUCGUUCACCCCCUGCCUCUCCUCGUAAGCCCUCCUCUAAGACAUCAGCAGCAGAACCACGAUCAUUUGUCAAGACUGCCAAGCCACUUGCAUCAACAGUUACUCAGUCAGAGAAAAAGGCAGCUAAUGAAAGGGUACUCCUGAUGAACCCGCCAGCUCCCAGUCCUCGCAAGCCGAAGGAAGUAAGACCACCUUCGCCUGGAAUGAGGAGUAAAUCUGCACAGAAUCCUCCAGCACCUGUUCCAAAUACAGUUCCUCCUCGCAUUCCUGCUGUCUCCAAAUUAGCAAUGGAUCGUUCCAAAAUUGUUUUGGCUGCUGCAAUGUCUAAUAAAGAAAAGCAACGUUCACGAUCUCGAUCAAGGUCAAGGUCGAGGUCUCGGUCAUCACGAUCUUCAUCUGGCUCAGAUUCAAGUGGUUCCAGCAGUGAUUCAUCAGGUUCCAGCUAUUCUUCAUCUUCAAGCAGCAGGGAACCUUCACCAAAAGUCGUGCGGCCUCAGAAGCGUGUGGUAAUAGAUGAGAGAGAAAGACUUGCCCUUACACAGUCUUUGAAGGUUAAAGCAAUGGAUGCAUUAAAGCUCUCUGGUCAAAAGCAGCAGAUCAAAUUAACCUUGAAAACACCUGGGUCAAACCCUGCAGCACCUGCAAAACGGACUGUUACUGGUCUUCCAGAGCUCCCAGAACUAAACUUGGUUCGAAGAGAUCGAGCAGCGCCACCAAUUAUAGCAGGCCGGAAAAGACCAGCGGAUACACCAUUGUCAGCAGAGUCAGUUUUAGCAGCCAAGGUGGCCGCACUUUCUAAACAAGGAAGCAGCAAGAAAGCAACUUCUAGGAGAGAAGAGUUGUUGAAGCAACUAAAAGCAGUUGAAGAUGCUAUUGCUAGGAAAAGAUCAAAGAUCUAAGUUUUUAACAAUCACACGUAACCUCAUCGUGUCUUGUAACAGUAAAUAAAUAUUCCAUGUGUCUCAGUGGACAAAGUUCCCUGAAGUACUAUUAAGUUUUUUUAAUCAGACUGCUGAAAAAUACACUGCUAACUUUGUUCAUUGCAGAUUUCCAGUGAUUACCACUAAAUACUUAAUUGCAGUGAAUGACAAAGGCAGUGAAAUUCGUAUAAACAAAAAUUCAGAGUAUGUAAUACUCAUAAUUAUUAAGAGAAAGCUGUCUGGUGCCAAUACACUAUUAUGGGAGCAUUAAUACCCACGGUUUAAAUCAAAAUGUCAAAUUUGCACAUUUCUGUCUGUAUCAAAAAUGAUUUUAUUGAGAGAUUACUUUUUUAACUUUCCGUCUUGUGUUUUAAAUGUGUCUAAAAUGUACAUUAUAAUACAUAAAGUCUCCUUUGUUGAAGUUUAAAUUAUUUCUACUCAUAUUUCAUGCAAAGUGUAAAUAUACAUAAGUACAGUAAUUAUAGUUCAUUUUGUACGCAUCUUAUGAUAAAUACAUGUACUAUUGAGACAUAGUAAUGCCUUAUGUGUUGUAGUUUAAUUUGUGUAAAAGUUUUUGAAUAAAAGGCAACAGUAAUUGUUGAA